AUGUCUCAAAGAAAAUCGCUAGCUCAAGCCCAUAUUAAGACGGUUCUGAUCUCUGAAGCACGAGGAAAAUUCAAGAGAUGUUAGCUGUGUCAAAAGGAAUUUGGGUUGUUGAAGCCUGAGCAUUAGUGCAAAAGAUGUCGACGAGCUGUUUGCAAAUAGUGUUCAGAACAUAAAAUCAUCUACAUUACAGAAACAGGUCCAAGCAAAAGGCCAAGAAGAAUUUGUAAUUCUUGUAAAGAUGAAAGUGAUUGGAUCAAAAAGUUCAUUGAGUAAUAAAAGAUUGUCUUUGGAACGAAUACUGUUGCCGUUGAAUGGCUACAAGCCUCAGGUUUGACAGUAGAACAUGCAAAUCAAGAAUACGAAAAAGCACAAAAUGAAUAAAGUCCUGCAAAAGAGAAUAAUGAUUAUUAAAAAAUGAAGUCAGAGUUGAAUUCAGUCAUGAUUGAACUAUGGUUGAAUCUCAACUUUUCUCUUAGAGAAUUCAUUACAUAUAUAAUCAAAGAUAACGAACGCGAAUUAUUGACUUAAAAAAUUAGCAAGGUGUUAGGCUCCUUAUUAAUCCAAUAUCCAGAUAUCGGGUAUAGUGCAGAUUAAAUCUUGAUUACACUUUUUUUGCUCUGUUUUUCCUCGGAAGCAUCAGCAUAUGUCUUGUUAACUGUGCUUUAUUCAGAUAUAAUUCCGUUCAAUACUUAUCCAUCAUAAUUAAAAUAGACACCUUAUGAUUAUCUUAGCGAAACAGAAAAGAUAGCUCAAGUUUUGGAACAGGCUUUUAAGCUUAAACAGAAUGAAGUGACACUUGUUAAACCUUUCAUGAGAAAUAAAAUAUAAAGAUACUUAUAGCCAUUUGGGAUUAACUUCUUUCUUUUGUAAACUAAUUUUUUCUUAUUCAAUCAAAUGUUCUUGAGCCCCACAUUAGGUUAUGAUAACUUUUUGAAAUGUUUGGCUUCUUCCUUCUAUACAUCAAUUGAUGAAAUCAAAUAAUUCAAUCAAUAAUUUGAUGAAAUAGAAGGUUAAAUUAUGAAAGGGGUUACAUCAGUUAUGAUUGAGAAAAACUAUGUACAAACAAAACUAAUUAUCUUUUUAUCGCAUUCUCAUGGAAUGACAUAAAGUGUCAUUGUAUCUAGGCCUUUGGAAAAGAAUAAGGAAACACAUUAAAUUAAAGUUGAAUUUCAUAAAGACUAAAAAGCCUAACAAUAAAACGAACAAAAUGAGGAAAUGCUAAUAUAUUCAGUGACUCAAUCUAAUGAGUUUUAGAAUUUAAGAAGAAAAACAGUCCAAAUUGCUUAAUAACCAUAAGUUGAUGAAGAAAAGGAGACUUUAAAAAAAUACAUUGUACAAAUAGAAGAGCUCUUGAUGACAAAACACAAGCUUGUUUCAGAAUUGCAAUUGCAAGUUAAAGAACUACAAAAUUAACCAUUAUAAAUAAUCAAUAAAGAUGUAGAUUAACAAAUUUUAGAGGAUAAUGAUUAAUUAAGAAAGAAAAUAUCUAUGAAAGAUUUAGAAAUUUAAGCAUUGCAGGAAUAAAAGAAAUAUUCAGAUAAAAUUUAAGAAGACAAUUAAAAUAUAAUCAACAAUUUACAGAAAUCAAAUUAAGAAAUAUACACUUCAUUGAAUGCUUAAAUCUUAUAAAAUCAAGAACUUCAAUAAUAGAUUGCUGAUUAUAAAACAUUAUCUAGCCAAGCAUCUGACAAUUCGAUGACACCAUCUUAAGGCGAAAGGAACUAUUAAAUAAAUAUCUCCUUAUAAUCUAGAUAAUCAGAGUAAGAAUUGGCUUAACAAAUGGAAUAAGAUAGAUAUAAGAUUUUUUAAUUAGAAUUAUAAGUAAAUCAACUCAAUAAAGAGUAUAUUGCAUUACAAUAAUUGAAUUAAGAUAAACUUAGGAUCAUUGGAAAUUUAGAAGUGAGAUUAAUAUAAGCAGAGGCUGCUAAGAGGGAACAUGAAAAAUUUUCAUCAGAGAACGUAGAUAUCAAAAAGAAGUUAUAAAAUCAUGAAUUAGUAAUAAUCUAGUAGGCAGAGUAAUUGCAAUUGCUUCAGUAAAGGUAUGAUUUACGUUUAUCAGAACUUGAUGAUGCCAAAAAAGAAAGAUUUCAAUUAGCUGAAGAGUUGAAUUUAAAGAAUUCUUAACAUUCAUAAAUUAUCUAAGAGCUUCAAAAGUAGUUAGCUGAUUUAUAAAUUUUACAUAAUUCAGUUUCAGAUUAGUUGAAUCAAGCAUUAUCAAUAAAUGAAAAAUUAAAAUAACUAAUUAUAGAAAAAGAUAAUGAAAUUUCUGAGUAUGUGAAGCAUUUAUCAGAAAGAGAUUUAAUAAUAGUUGCUCUAAAAGAUGCUGAUUUAUUGAUGAAGGAUAGAAAUUAACACUUAACAAAAUAAUUCGAAGAAAGUGAAUCAUAAUUACAUAAGAUUUAAUAAGAAUAUAAACUCCAUCAAGAUCAACUACUUAGCACUUAAAAUUAAACCUAAACAUUAUAAGAAUAAUUAUAAAAACUAUUUAGUGAACAUUAAUAAAUAAGUAAUCAAAAUACAUUAUUAAUUAUUGAAUUGGAGGAUUUUAAACUUAAAUCGACAAAAAUCGAUUAAUAACACAUUUAAUUAAGUGAAACUCAUAAAUUAACAGUUAAUGAAUUAGAUUCAUUAAAAUAAAGAUUCACAUAAUUACUUAAUGAUCAUAACAAUGUAUCAGAAUAAUAUAGAUUAAUUUAAAUUUAAUUUGAAGAAGAAAGAACAAAUUCCGUAUAAGUUUAAGAGAAAAAUAGAAUUAUUGAUGAACUCAAAAGUCAACUGUUAAAAUUAGAAGAAACCCAUUAAGUUACUAUUAAAUUGCAUUUAACAAAGAUAGAAGAAUUAGAAAUUCUUAUCAUAACACAUGAAAAAGGUAUGUCUGAAUUCAAAUCUUUGAGUGAAAUACAAAAAAAUUAAAUUACUGACCUAUUGGCUUAAAUGGCAUAAUUAGAAUCAGAGAGGGCAGAACAUAUUGCAAAAAAUUAAUCCCUAACAAUAUAAUUAAAUGCCAACAUAGAAAGAAUACAUGAUGUAGAAAACUAAAACAACACUUUGUAAUCAGAACUUUAGUAAUUGUAAAAAAGGUUUUAAGAAUCAAAUCAUCUUAACGGAGAAUAGAAAGUCUUAAUUAUUCAAUUAGAAGAAAGAAUUACAGUGUUAAUUGCUGAAGUCAAAACUAAGGAGGGGGAAAUUGUAAAAUUGAUAUAAGUGAUUGAAUCCUAGAAAUAGUCUAUGAUUGAUUAUGAAGAAUUAAUUAGAAAGCUAAAAGCCUAAAUAGUUGAACUAGAAAAAUCAAACCUUAGGUUAAAAACAACCUUAAAGCAUUAUAAAGAACUUUCUAAAGAAAUGGCAGAGAUUGAUUGA
This is a messenger RNA of Paramecium tetraurelia, 3360 nucleotides long. RefSeq lists its product as uncharacterized. Gene Ontology annotation, molecular function: metal ion binding. Lineage: Eukaryota; Ciliophora; Oligohymenophorea; Peniculida; Parameciidae. The transcript is spliced from 3 exons. The record is from RefSeq and is a predicted model, not a curated record.